This is a messenger RNA of Trichoplusia ni (cabbage looper), 1443 nucleotides long. Its product is annotated as CD63 antigen-like. The transcript has 5 exons. Lineage: Eukaryota; Metazoa; Arthropoda; Insecta; Lepidoptera; Noctuidae. The record is from RefSeq and is a predicted model, not a curated record. The coding region runs from base 127 to 1002 and encodes 291 amino acids. Gene Ontology annotation, cellular component: membrane.
CGCCGGCUUCCAACAGUCAGUCUCGCGCGGACCGCACGCCGCUUAUCAAUUGAUAACAAGUGAAAAUUUUCAGUCCUAUACCGAUAGUCGUAUAGCGAACACCGAGGAGUAAACAGUGUUUCGAAAAUGACACGGAACAAUCUAGAAGUCGGAAUGAAGUGUAUAAAAUAUAUGCUGUUGUGCAUAACAGCUAUAUUUGUGCUCACCUCCGCGUUAAUAAUCUCAGUGGGUACAACGAUCUACGCCAUCUACCACGAUGUCUCCUUCUUCCUGGAGGACCACUUCUUCUCGCCGGCCACCUUCGUCAUCGUCAUUGGUGUCAUCAUGCUGUUCGUCUCUCUAUUUGGAUGCAUCGGAGCCCUGAAGGAGAGCACCUGCUUGGUCAACAUUUUUGCAGUCAUCCUCAGUCUGGUGUUCGUCCUGGAGAUAGCAGCCGCCAUCGCAGCGUACAGCCUCCGCGGUCAGGUUACAGACAUGCUGGACGAGAAGCUGAGGGUCACACUGCCCUUCUACUACGAGAACGACGAGGUCCACGACGCCUUCGACUUCAUCCAGAGCAGGCUGAACUGCUGUGGCGUGGACAGUUACAUGGACUGGAGCGUGGUGCCCCCUCCCCCUGGCGUCUCCGGCAUCUCCAUCAGCAACAUCACCGUCCCCAACUCCUGCUGCGCUGAAUCCCGUUACAACACCAUCGGCGAUGUCGAGAUCGAUGAAUGUACUAAGUUGUACGCUAACGGCUGUCUCCCAAGAGUCUACUACUUGGUGUACCAGAGUGCUGGUCUCCUCGGCGCUGGAGCCAUGACCAUUGCUUUCAUUCAGAUAAUUGGCAUUGUGUUUUCAUUCUCGCUGGCCAGUUCAAUCCGUAAGGCCAAGUCUGAGCGCGAACGCAGGCGGUGGGAGAUCCAGGAACGCAUGAUCAAUGCCUACACGUCCCUCAACCCGAACCAAGAGAAACAAGCCCCAGUUGUCUAUGUCCCCUUCCACGGACAAACCACAGCAUAGGGCUGAAUGGCCAAUGCCUUGGCCCUGCAAAUGUCAAACGAAAUUUUUCUACAUGUAAUGACAGGUUAUAAACAAUUUCAAUAACAUAUCAAUUUUAGACAGAAAUACGUUACAUUUGCAGGAUCAGGAUUAAAUUUCGUUGUUUCUAGGAAUUUAUCGUAAGAAUUUUAACCAAAAACUCUUUUGGGAUAACAAUGCCUUCAUGAGCGCCAUUUUUAUUUUUAGCGCCAAAAAUAUCGAUUUAUGAUUAAGGAUAGAUAGUGUCAACCGAUUAUAAAAUAAGUUUUCUUAAAGAAUAAUUGAUUGCCUUUGUAAUAUAUAUUUUUACUUGCGUCCUUUCACUUGUUCGGCGAAUUUCCUUGUUACCUGUCCAAAAGUUGUUAAUGUUUUUUUCCUUCUUUUUUAUCAAGCAUAAGUCUAGCGUACUUAAAUAUUACGAAA